Molecule: messenger RNA, 1711 nt
Organism: Callithrix jacchus (white-tufted-ear marmoset)
Lineage: Eukaryota; Metazoa; Chordata; Mammalia; Primates; Cebidae
Source: RefSeq, a predicted model, not a curated record
GAAGACACUGCACCCACGCAGCCUUUGAUGACACCGCUGCCUUCCCGCCAAUCCUGCAUCCAAUCAGAGAGCGUCCCCACUACACGUGUUGCAUAAUGGCCAAUCACAACUGGGAUCCGGCCCUCGGUCCGCCUCUUAGGAACUCCGAGCCAAUGGUGGCCUAGCACCAGCAAGCCAAUCCCGGGCAGCGCACGAGAGCAGGAGGUUGCAGUUUCGCUAGCGGCGGCAGCGGUUGAGGUCGGCUAGAGUUCGGGUAGUAGCAUUGGGCUGCAGCGGAGUUCACCAUGCGCGAGUGUAUCUCUAUCCACGUGGGGCAGGCAGGUGUCCAGAUCGGCAAUGCCUGCUGGGAACUGUACUGCCUUGAACAUGGAAUUCAGCCCGAUGGUCAGAUGCCAAGUGAUAAAACCAUCGGUGGCGGGGACGACUCCUUCAACACGUUCUUCAGUGAGACUGGGGCUGGCAAGCACGUGCCCAGAGCAGUGUUUGUGGACCUGGAGCCCACUGUGGUCGAUGAAGUGCGCACAGGGACCUACAGGCAGCUCUUCCACCCGGAGCAGCUGAUGACCGGGAAGGAAGAUGCAGCCAAUAAUUACGCCCAGAGGCCUUACACCAUCGGCAAGGAGAUUGUCGACUGGUCCUGGACCGGAUCGCAAACUGGUAAGAAGAGAAGGCUUCAGGCGGAUCUGUGCACAGGACUGCAGGGCUUCCUCAUCUUCCACAGCUUUGGGGGCGGCACUGGAUCUGGGUUCGCAUCUCUGCUCAUGGAGCGGCUCUCAGUGGAUUACGGCAAGAAGUCCAAGCUAGAGUUUGCCAUUUACCCAGCCCCCCACAUCUCCACAGCCGUGGUGGAGCCCUACAACUCCAUCCUGACCACCCACACGACCCUGGAACAUUCUGACUGUGCCUUCAUGGUCGACAAUGAAGCCAUCUAUGACAUAUGUCGGCGCAACCUGGACAUCGAGCGUCCCACAUACACCAGCCUCAAUCGUCUGAUUGGGCAGAUUGUGUCCUCUAUCACGGCCUCCCUGCGGUUCGAUGGGGCCCUGAAUGUGGACUUGACAGAAUUCCAGACCAACCUAGUGCCUUACCCUCGCAUCCAUUUCCCCCUGGCCACCUAUGCCCCGGUCAUCUCAGCCGAGAAGGCCUACCACGAGCAGCUGUCUGUGGCCGAGAUCACCAAUGCUUGCUUCGAGCCAGCCAAUCAGAUGGUCAAGUGUGACCCUCGCCAUGGCAAAUACAUGGCCUGCUGCAUGUUGUACAGGGGGGACGUGGUCCCAAAAGAUGUCAAUGCAGCCAUCGCCACCAUCAAGACCAAGCGCACCAUCCAGUUUGUGGAUUGGUGCCCGACUGGAUUUAAGGUUGGCAUUAACUACCAGCCCCCACGUGGUCCCGGGGGAGACCUGGCCAAGGUACAGCGGGCUGUGUGCAUGCUGAGCAACACCACGGCCAUCGCGGAGGCCUGGGCCGCUGACCAUAAGUUUGAUCUCAUGUAUGCCAAGCGGGCCUUCGUGCACUGGUAGGGGGAAGGCAUGGAGGAGGGGGAGUUCUCCGGCCGCGAGGACCUGGCAGCUCUGGAGAAGGAUUAUGAAGAGGUGGGCGUGGAUUCUGUGGAGGCUGAGGCUGAAGAAGUCGAAGAAUACUGAGGGGAGGGUGUGGUGGGUUCUCCCCUGCCACCCCCAGGAUGGCUGCUUUCGAAUUGUUUGCAAAUAAA